This is a messenger RNA of Gadus macrocephalus (Pacific cod), 5292 nucleotides long. It is a transcript of the gene slc4a3, whose product is annotated as solute carrier family 4 member 3. NCBI's taxonomy places the organism in Eukaryota, Metazoa, Chordata, Actinopteri, Gadiformes, Gadidae. Bases 1954 to 5187 code for a protein of 1077 amino acids. The transcript is spliced from 18 exons. Gene Ontology annotation, cellular component: plasma membrane. Gene Ontology annotation, molecular function: monoatomic anion transmembrane transporter activity; solute:inorganic anion antiporter activity. Gene Ontology annotation, biological process: bicarbonate transport; transmembrane transport; monoatomic anion transport. The record is from RefSeq and is a predicted model, not a curated record.
UCCACCUCCUCGGGGGGUGUUAAUUAAAACCGGUUGAUUCCCCCUCCACCAUCGAUCCCGCCGCCGGCUCUUCCCGCUCUUUACAGCUCUGUCGCCCCCCUCCGCCCCCCUCCACGUGAUCGCUCAGAUCUGGGCCGCCUCCCCUCCAUCCGUCUGGACCAGGACUCAAGUCAUUGGUUCACGCCCUCGUUCACUCGUGCUCUCUCUCAUUGGCUCACAGAGGCUGUCCUGAUAUGGGUUGUGAUCAUGCGUCUCUUGAAUGAGUCAUGAGGCAUGAGGUAUUUUUAGAUUGUGUCAGGGGGAUUUCUUUCUGAACUAUUGCGUCUAUGGCGGAUGAGGCUUCUCAGAGCAUAAGUAGCGCACGGUAGUUGUAGUAUUGUCUCCUCUCUCGCAGAGUGAGCACUGAUCAAAAUGUCAGGUAGAGUUUUUCAUGCCCUUGCAGGAACGCUACUUGAUUCUUAAAGGACGGCAGAUGUGCUAGUUAGUGGGAGAGUCAAUGUACCAGUAAGACAUUGAAACAGGGGUACUUGUGAUCGUGCCACCGAUUGUGGCUGGGAAAAGCUAAAAAGGAUAAAGUAAUGCAAAAUAGGAUCCAUGACAAUUUUCAUUGAUGAUGAUCCAAUGUCAAUAAUAAUAAUAUGAAAUAUUUGGUCAGUUUAAACUAUACAAAAGUGAAAAUUGUUGCUCCUACUUUCUAAACUGUGUGUAAAUGUUCUUGUUUUUUUAACAGAUUGUUUAUCAGCCGAUCAUAUCCAAUUAAUAAAUCUUCACAUUUCGCCGUAUGCACAUGCACACACAAACGCAAUCGCAAUUGGUUUCCAUAGUUACCUGUGAUGCAUGCCAUCACAACCAGAACAUCCCCGUUGAUUCCUGAGUGCUAUUUAAGAACCGAAAGUAUUUUGUUUGUUGGUGUGUGUUUGUUGGUGUGUGUUCCGGUUUCUUUGACCAGGCAUUUAUCAACAUAUCGGAAUAUCAGCCUGUAUUAGUCAUAUGCUAGUGCGGUCCCCUCAAUAGUCAACCUUUUACUCAAACCGUGACAUCAUCAGGUUGGACUUGUUUCGUCAUGGAAAAACUACUUUAGGAAUAAUCCAAUCUAUAUGUUUUCCGCUCAAAGGAUCGAUCCACUGGACCACAUCAUGGAACAGGGCGGGGCUUCAGUAGGCGUUUGUUGGUGGUGGGGGUGCUUCUGAAAAAAGUGCAACACUUUUAUCAUGAUGUCCUCUUGGAGGUCUGGAGGUAAAGCCUAACUUUCGUAGUUUCUCCUCUGGCUGUGGAUAAGGGCCCAUCUGCUGUGGAGAUUACGCCAUACCUUAGACGGGUGAAAGUUUCUUGAUUUGUCCUUGACAAUCUCUGUAUUAUUUUCCAACGAGUGAAAUCGAUUUUUAGAUAAUUACCUUUAUGGCUCCAUUCAGGUAAUUAAGUUGAUUAAUUUCUUUGAUUUGUUGAGGGGUAACGUCUUUAUAACGCCAGUAUCCUUAACGUCUUCAGUCACUUGGCUUUUCUUUGUUCCAAGCAAACUUGAUCCUUAUCACAGUUAAAAACUGGUUGAAAACCAGAGGAUUACCAGUUCUGAAAGGAGUUUGAAUAUCUAACAAUUGAGAGAACACACUGUUUGUGGAAAACAAGAUUUUGUGGAGACCCAUUCCCAAUCUUGUGAGAAGCCAGCCGUUGUGAAGACCCAAACUUGUUUAGACAAGCCUUUGAGAAGACCCCACUUUUGACGAAACCCAACGGUUAAGAAGAUCUGGUCUUUGUGAAGACUCAUUCUUUGGGAAAACAGCUUUUGGAACACGAUAUUUGUGCAGACCCAACGUUUGUGUAGACCCAGGCUCCGCAGAGUACAGGGGCCCAGGGCUGUGCAACGGCACCCAAGAGCCCGGAACCCUGGAUGAACAGAGCGUCCGCCCGGAGCAGGGUGGAGCGGAGGAGGAGGAGGAGGCCCCAUCCGCGGAGAUGACAGACCACCCAGCGACUGAGGACAAGGAAGACAACCACCAGGACCACCACCAGGACCACCACCAGGACCACCAUCAAGACAACAACCAGGACCACCACCAGGACCACCACGACGGGUAUACCCCCAAGAAGCGGGGUGCUCAGGCCAAGCACCACCAACCUCUGGAACACCAGUCCAGCGGUUUGAUGACCCCCCGUCAGCAGCACGACCCGGCGCACCGUGGCUCGCUGUUCACUGCCGAGCACUUCGACUUUGAGGAGUUUGUUCUGGAUUUCGACGACUAUGACCUGCUGGAGUCCAUCCACAGCCAGCUGGCGUCUCCUCUGGAGCCCAUCCGUCACAGAUUCGAGGACAACCCCGGCGUGAGAAGACACCUGGUGAAGAAGUCGUCGCGAUGCCAGCUGUCCCGGGCCAACAGCUCCGGGCCGCUGUCCAGCCUCAAGAAGAAGAAGAGGGCGGCGGACAAGAAGACCCACGAGGUGUUUGUGGAGCUGAACGAGCUGAUCGUGGAGAAGGACCACGAGAUGCGCUGGAAGGAGCGCGCCCGCUGGAUCAAGUUUGAGGAGGACGUGGAGGAGGAGACGGAGCGCUGGGGCAAGCCCCAUGUGGCCUCGCUCUCCUUCCGCAGCCUGCUGGAGCUCCGGCGCACCAUCACCCACGGAGCCAUCCUGCUGGACCUGGAGCAGAACACCCUGCCAGGCAUCGCCCACCUGGUGGUGGAGACCAUGGUGAUGUCGGACCAGAUCCGGGCUGAGGAUCGUUCGGGGGUCCUGAGGGCUCUGCUGCUCAAGCACAGCCACCCGAGUGACAUGAAGCACCGCUUCCACCGCCUGCAGUCCACCAGCAGCCUCCACGGCAGCUUCAACCACCAAGCCAACCACCAGCACCCCGCGCCCCCACCCGACACCCACCUGCCACCGCUGGCCGAGGACGGCGAGGAGCACCCAGACAAGGGGCCUGUGUACGACCCCAAGCAGGAGGUCUUCGUCAGCCUGUUUAAAUCGCUCCACCCGCUGCCCCCCGAGGGCCACCCUGCUGCGGCCCGCUCCAUGAAGCUCCUCGCUAAGAUCCCUAAAGAUGCAGAGGCCGUCAUCGUUCUCUGUGGUUGCGUGGAGUUCCUGGAGCAGCCAGCCAUGGCGUUCGUCAGGCUGAACGAGGCGGUGCUGCUGGAGUCGGUGCUGGAAGUCCCAGUCCCCGUACGGUUCCUCUUCGUCCUGCUGGGCCCAAGCCAGAAUAACAUGGACUACCAUGAGAUCGGGCGCUCCUUUUCCACACUCAUGUCUGACCAGAACUUCCACGAGGUGGCCUACUUUGCCGACGACCGGCAGGAUCUUCUGAACGGGAUCAACGAGUUCCUGGACUGCAGCAUUGUGCUCCCGCCGUCGGACGUGGCGGGGAAAGACCUCCUGAAGACGGUCGCCGGCUUCCAGAAGGAGAUGAUGCGCAAGAGGAAGGAGCGGGUGCUGAAGAAGCAGCAGUCCUUCUGCCUGGGACCAGAGCAGGUCCACAAAGAAGCAACUCAGGAGGAGCAGGAGGAGGCGGACCAGGAGGUGGACCCCCUGAAGCGCUCGGGGGUCCCGUUCGGUGGGCUGAUCCACGACAUCCGGCGGCGCUACCCACGCUACGUCAGCGACCUCCGCGACGCGCUGGACAUCCAGUGUGUGGCCGCCGUCAUCUUCAUCUACUUCGCCGCGCUGUCGCCCACCAUUACCUUCGGAGGGCUGCUCGGAGAGAAAACGGAGGGCAUGAUGGGAGUGUCGGAGCUCAUCGUUUCCACGGCAACCCUGGGCGUUGUCUUCUCCCUGCUGGGGGGUCAGCCACUGCUCAUCAUCGGCUUCUCUGGCCCCCUGUUGGUGUUUGAAGAAGCCUUUUAUAAGUUCUGCCAGGCCCAUGACUUUGAGUACCUGACGGGCCGGGUGUGGAUCGGCUUCUGGCUGGUGUUCAUCGUGCUGGUCAUGGUGGCGGCUGAAGGCAGCUUCCUGGUGCGCUACAUCUCGCCCUUCACCCAGGAGAUCUUCGCCUUCCUCAUCUCCCUCAUCUUCAUCUACGAGACCUUCUCCAAGCUCAUCAAGGUGUUCCAGGAGCACCCCUUGAUGGAGACCUAUCCUGCCUCCCACUCCCAUACGGGCCCUUGGAUCGGCAUCAAAGUGGGCGACCCUUCAGUGGGUCACGAGGACGAGGCCAUGGUCCUGAACCAGCCCAACACGGCCCUGCUGUCCCUGGUCCUCAUGAUGGGAACCUUCUUUGUCGCCUUCUUCCUGAGGAAGUUCCGCAACAGCCGCUUCCUGGGUGGGAAGGCCAGGAGGAUCAUCGGUGACUUUGGGAUCCCCAUCUCCAUUUUAUUAUCCGUUCUUUUGGAUUACUCCAUUUCCGACACAUACACACAGAAGCUCAACGUGCCAUCGGGGUUCUCGGUGACGUCCCCGGACAAGCGGGGCUGGUUCAUCAGUCCGUUCGGGGACAAGAAGCCCUUCCCCCCCUGGAUGAUGGCCGCCUCCAUCGUCCCCGCCCUGCUCGUCUUCAUCCUUAUUUUCAUGGAAACCCAGAUCACCUCGCUGAUAGUGAGCAAGAAGGAGCGGCGUCUUGUGAAGGGCUCUGGCUUCCACCUUGACCUGUUGCUCAUCGUGACGCUGGGCGCCUUCUGCCCCCUGCUGGGCCUGCCCUGGCUCACCGCCGCCACCGUCCGCUCGGUCACGCACGUCAACGCCCUCACGGUCAUGAGCAAGGCCACGGCGCCCGGGGCCAAGCCCGUCAUCCAGGAGGUCAAGGAGCAGAGGGUGACCGGGCUGGUGGUGGCUGUGCUCGUCGGUAUGUCCAUCGUGAUGACCGACGUGCUGCGGCUGAUCCCAUUGGCCGUGCUGUUUGGGAUCUUUCUAUACAUGGGCGUGACCUCGCUGACGGGCAUCCAGCUGUACGAGCGCAUCACCCUGAUGGUGACGCCCGCCAAGCACCAUCCCGACCACCUCUACGUUACCAAGGUGAAGACGUGGCGUAUGAACAUGUUCACGCUCAUCCAGCUGGCGUGCAUCGUGAGCCUGUGGGUGGUGAAGUCCACGGAGGCGUCGCUGGCCUUCCCCUUCAUCCUGAUCAUGACCGUCCCGCUGCGCCGCCUCGUCCUCUCCAGGAUCUUCCAGGAGCGAGAGCUGCAGGCGCUGGACUGCGACGAGGACACCCCAAACUUUGACGAAGACGGACGGGACGAGUACAACGAGAUCCACAUGCUGGUCUGAGAUAUGGACGCCCAGCCAGCCAGCAAGUCAGCUAGUCAGCCAGCCAGUCAGCCAGACAUCCUGCGGGACCAACCCUUGAAAAUCCCCUUCCAUGGACCCACUACA